AUGAAGUACCCCAACGUUGCUCUUGUGCUUCAACUUAUUAUUAGUAUCAACUACGCUUCUCUCUGUGAGGCUUUUUCCCUUUUUGGAGAUGGUACUUCCUUUGCUAAUUUCGGUAGGCUACCAAAGACCCCACAGAAUACACAGCAAACACUUAAGGAGAACCGCUUGAAUUUGGACGAUCCACUAAUUACAACUUUCAUUUCGCCUAUGGAUACGGAUUAUAGUUUGAGACUUAGAACUGUAGAUCCGUCCAAACUAGGAAUAGAUGCUGUAAAACAAUGGUCUGGCUACAUGGACUACAAGGACUCCAAACAUUUUUUUUACUGGUUUUUCGAAAGCAGGAAUGAUCCUGCCAACGAUCCAAUUAUUCUAUGGUUGAAUGGUGGACCAGGUUGCUCUUCGUUCACUGGGUUAUUAUUUGAGCUUGGGCCUUCAUCAAUUGGCGCUGACAUGAAACCAAUCCAUAAUCCAUAUUCUUGGAACAAUAACGCUUCAAUGAUAUUUUUAGAGCAGCCACUGGGAGUCGGAUUUUCCUAUGGUGACGAAAAAGUCUCUUCCACUAAAUUAGCAGGCAAAGAUGCGUACAUAUUCUUGGAACUUUUUUUUGAAGCUUUCCCUCAUUUGCGUUCUAAUGAUUUCCAUAUUGCAGGUGAAUCUUAUGCAGGUCAUUACAUCCCUCAGAUCGCACAUGAAAUCGUCAUCAAGAACCCGGAGAGAACAUUCAAUUUAACAUCUAUUAUGAUCGGCAAUGGUAUAACUGAUCCUUUAGUUCAAGCAGAUUAUUAUGAACCAAUGGCAUGUGGUAAAGGAGGCUAUCACCCUGUCCUUUCAUCAGAAGAAUGUGAGAAGAUGCAAAAUGCUGCUGGUCGCUGCCGUAGGUUAAACAAGCUUUGCUAUGCAUCUAAAUCAAGUUUACCAUGCAUACUGGCCACUACUUAUUGUGACUCUGCACUUUUGGAGCCAUACACUAAGACAGGACUGAAUGUCUACGAUAUCAGAGGACCCUGUGAAGACAACAGUACUGAUGGUAUGUGUUAUACUGGCCUUCGUUAUGUUGAUCAAUAUAUGAAUUUCCCCGAAGUUCAAGAGACUUUAGGCUCCGACGUACAUAAUUAUUCCGGUUGUGACAAUGAUGUUUUCACCGGAUUUUUAUUUACUGGUGAUGGAAGCAAACCAUUUCAACAAUACAUUGCGGAACUAUUAAAUCACAAUAUUCCGGUGUUAAUAUAUGCCGGUGACAAAGACUAUAUUUGCAAUUGGUUGGGAAACCAUGCUUGGACCAAUGAGUUAGAAUGGAUAAAUAAAUUUAGAUAUCAGAGAAGAAUGUUAAGGCCAUGGGUUAGCAGGGAAACUGGCGAAGAGUUGGGACAAGUCAAGAACUAUGGUCCUUUCACCUUCCUAAGAAUAUAUGAUGCUGGUCAUAUGGUACCCUAUGAUCAACCAGAGGCAAGCUUGCAGAUGGUAAACAAUUGGAUUUCUGGUAAUCAUGGAUUUUUUUAG
This is a messenger RNA of Saccharomyces mikatae IFO 1815, 1500 nucleotides long. It is a transcript of the gene ATG42, whose product is annotated as carboxypeptidase C. Gene Ontology annotation, biological process: proteolysis. Bases 1 to 1500 code for a protein of 499 amino acids. The record is from RefSeq and is a predicted model, not a curated record. Gene Ontology annotation, cellular component: fungal-type vacuole. The transcript has a single exon. Lineage: Eukaryota; Fungi; Ascomycota; Saccharomycetes; Saccharomycetales; Saccharomycetaceae. Gene Ontology annotation, molecular function: serine-type carboxypeptidase activity.